Messenger RNA from Phytophthora nicotianae INRA-310, 1858 nucleotides. RefSeq lists its product as hypothetical. Gene Ontology annotation, biological process: monosaccharide transmembrane transport. Bases 40 to 1776 code for a protein of 578 amino acids. Gene Ontology annotation, cellular component: membrane. Lineage: Eukaryota; Oomycota; Peronosporomycetes; Peronosporales; Peronosporaceae. The transcript is spliced from 2 exons. The record is from RefSeq and is a predicted model, not a curated record. Gene Ontology annotation, molecular function: hexose transmembrane transporter activity.
GAAGUUGAAGUGACAAUCUUAAGAUACUGGCUGCUCUCUAUGGACUUCACUGUGUUUGAUUCCUCCCACUUCAGAUUUUGCUCGAAUCUCGUCAAAAGAUCUUCCGACCAAAUCCGCAAUAUGCCGGGGUUGACUUCCGCCGCGUCGGUUAGCGCCCUGGAGCUGGGGUCCAAGGGCAGCUGGGAGAACCUGAAGAAGGCCGAUGGUCUCAAAGACCGAGCCAGCACUGUGCACGACCUCAAGUACUACGUUGAAGAGCAAAAGCGUCUGUACCAGGAACUUCCCUUCCGCGUACUACCGGGCAUGCGUCGCCGGUCUUUCCGUAGCGAACGAGAGUUCCCACAGCUGCGUCCACGCAGCUCCUGGGCCAAUCUAUCUCGACUUAUCAAGAAGCAUGGGGACCAGAAGCCGUUGCUUGAGGAGGAAGUGGAGCCUGGGUACACGUAUCCGUUGCUGUUGUCCUGCAUGGUGGCCGUCGUUAGCGCCUUCCAGUAUGGCUACAACACGGCUGUGACGGGCGCAAUGAACCCCGCCGUGGUGUUUCCUGGCCACUCGGACAUGCUGUGGGCUCUGUGUGUCUCAAGUUUCGCAGUCGGCGGACCUAUCGGCUCCCUCGCUGGAGGCCAAUUGAGCGGCCAACUCGGUCGCAAGAGGACGAUGCUCGCCAACUCCUGCCUCUUCCUCGUAUCCGGCGUUGUCAUGGCUUUUGCAAUCAACAUGUACAUGCUGAUUAUCGGUCGAUUCCUCGUUGGAAUCGCGUCGGGCACAGCGACAGUUGUGGUCCCGCUGUAUCUCGGCGAACUGGCGCCACCCAAUCUCCGUGGAGCCCUUGGAACAACGUACCAAUUGGCAAUGGUGAUUGGUAUUUUGGCCACAGAUAUCCUGGCUUUCGGCUUUGCUGGAGAGAGUCAAAGCCUCACACACCCGGGAUGGCGCCUCAUGUUUGGGUUCGCUGGGAUCCUUGGAGUCUUUCAAAUUCUAUUGACCCCACUACUGAUUGAAAGUCCACGUUGGUUGUUGAACAAUGGCGAAGAAAAAGAAGCUGAGCACACUUUGCGUCGUCUGCGUCAGACUGACGACGUGUUCGAUGAGAUCGACAGUAUUUCUGCUGCCAGUUUCAGCGAAUCUGGCGAUGUCCAGGGCGUGGGAGAAGUUUUACGUGAUAAGAGUAUCCGUUUGCCUCUUCUGGUCGCUGUGGUGCUGCAGUGCGCUCAGCAGUUGAGCGGUAUCAACGCUGUCAUGUUCUACGCGAGCUCGUUCUUCCAGAAUGCUGGGCUGGAGAACCCACUGGUUGGGAUCACGCUGGUUUACAUUGUAAAUGUAUUGGCGACGGUUGUUGCGCUUAUGCUAAUGGACUCGGCUGGACGCCGUCCACUGUUAUUGUGGUCUACCAUGGGAAUGCUCGUGUCGAGUGGAAUUUUGACUGUCGGGCUGCUGGAUUUACUGCCAUUCGGAAGUCUCUUCAGCGUGGGCGGCGUCAUGAGUUUCGUGUGGUUCUUUGAGAUCGGACUAGGUCCAAUCCCAUGGCUGAUUGCGGCCGAGAUGUUCCCUGCCAAGUCGCGUACAACGGCUACUUCGAUCGCCACGAUGGUCAACUGGUUGGGAUUAUUCAUCAUUGGUAUCUUCUUCCCGACUAUGCAGGGAGCUCUGGGCGACUACAUCUUCGUUCCAUUUGCCUUUCUACUGGGCUUGGCGCUUGUAUUUUCAUUCAAAUACGUGCCAGAGACGAAGGGCAAGACUGUGGACGAGAUCCAAGACGAACUCAACGCACAGUAGCGUAGAGAACGAUGACAGUGCAAAACUUUUUUUUUUCUUAACAUUUCAAUUGCAUACCUUAUGAUUUUUUCUAGUCCCCAGA